This is a messenger RNA of Acanthosepion pharaonis, 636 nucleotides long. NCBI's taxonomy places the organism in Eukaryota, Metazoa, Mollusca, Cephalopoda, Sepiida, Sepiidae. The record is from the annotation of a GenBank genome assembly.
AUGAUAAUUGAGUCGGCUGAAAUAAUGUUUCUUGUUCUUUUUUCUUUUCUUUUUACUUCCUCUUUCUUUUCUUUUUACUUCCUCUUUCUUUUCUUCUUUUUACUUCCUCUUUCUUUUCUUCUUUUUUCUUUUCUUUCUUUCUUCGUCUUUCUUUCUUUCUUUCUUCGUCUUUCUUUCUUUCUUUCUUCGUCUUUCUUUCUUUCUUUCUUCGUCUUUCUUUCUUUCUUUCUUUCUUUCUUCGUCUUUCUUUCUUUCUUUCUUUCUUUCUUCGUCUUUCUUUCUUCGUCUUUCUUUCUUUCUUUCUUUCUUCGUCUUUCUUUCUUUCUUUCUUUCUUCGUCUUUCUUUCUUUCUUUCUUCGUCUUUCUUUCUUUCUUUCUUUCUUCGUCUUUCUUUCUUCGUCUUUCUUUCUUUCUUUUCUUUCUUCGUCUUUCUUCGUCUUUUCUUUCUUCGUCUUUCUUUCUUCGUCUUUUUCUUUCUUCGUCUUUUUCUUUCUUCGUCUUUCUUUCUUUCUUCGUCUUUCUUUCUUCGUCUUUCUUUCUUUCUUCGUCUUUCUUUCUUUCUUUCUUUUUAAAUGUAAAAUCCGAAACAUGAAUAUUUCUCAAAAAUAUUCACAUUAUUUCCACGCGCAGUAUUGA